Messenger RNA from Cercocebus atys (sooty mangabey), 3251 nucleotides. It is a transcript of the gene BTN3A3, whose product is annotated as butyrophilin, subfamily 3, member A3. Lineage: Eukaryota; Metazoa; Chordata; Mammalia; Primates; Cercopithecidae. The transcript has 11 exons. Gene Ontology annotation, biological process: T cell receptor signaling pathway; regulation of cytokine production. Gene Ontology annotation, cellular component: external side of plasma membrane. Gene Ontology annotation, molecular function: signaling receptor binding. Bases 198 to 2219 code for a protein of 673 amino acids. The record is from RefSeq and is a predicted model, not a curated record.
CCUCUGAGCCAAUCAGAAAACUAAUUCUUCCAAAGAGAGAUUGUUAUUAUUCCUCAGGAAGACCAGACAGCUUCUGCUUUCUUUUUCCUUUCUUCCAGAUGGAGAUUCAACCAUAAUAGAAAGAAUGGAGAACUAUUAACCGCCUUUCUUCAGUGGGCUGUGAUUUUCAGAGGGGAAUACUAAGAACACAGGUGAAAAUGGCAAGUUCCCUGGCCUUUCUUCUGCUCAACUUUCGUGUUUGCCUCCUCUUGGUCCAGCUGCUUACUCCUUGCUCAGCUCAGUUUGCUGUGCUUGGACCCCAUGGGCCCAUCCUGGCCAUGGUAGGUGAAGACGUUGAUCUGCCCUGUCACCUGUUCCCGACCAUGAGUGCAGAGACUAUGGAGCUGAGGUGGGUGAGUUCCAGCCUAAGGCAGGUGGUGAACGUGUAUGCAGAUGGAAAGGAAGUGGAAGACAGGCAGAGUGCACCGUAUCGUGGGAGAACUUCGAUUCUACGGGAUGACAUCACUGCAGGGAAGGCUGCUCUCCGAAUACACAACGUCACAGCCUCUGACAGUGGAAAGUACUUGUGUUAUUUCCAAGAUGGUGAUUUCUAUGAAAAAGCCCUGGUGGAGCUGAAGGUUGCAGGUGGAUACCAAGACCUGGUGUCAGGUUCCAGAUACCGAGGACAACUUUUUUCUUUCUCAGUGCAAUCCCUUGCCUCAUGGCUUCUGGUUGGGUUUGGUUUAAGGGGAGCUAUAGAAGACAAUGGUAGGAAGAAGAGAAAAGGGAGAGAGGUCUGGGUGCUUAUUCCCUGGCUUCCUGACUGCAAGAUACCCUCAGGAUGGCUGCAUUGCCUUGCUGAAGGUCACAGGUCAACUCAAGAAAGUCCUCAAUGCAUCAAUCUCUUCUUUUAUGUCUACGGAACACAUCCCUCUUCUCCUCCCUCUGCAUUGGGUUCUGAUCUUCACAUUGAAGUGAAAGGUUAUGAGGAUGGAGGGAUCCAUCUGGAGUGCAGGUCCACUGGCUGGUACCCACAACCCCAAAUACAGUGGAGCAACGACAAGGGAGAGGACAUCCCGGCUGUGAAAGCAACUGUGAUUGCAGAUGGAGUGGGCCUGUAUGCAAUAGCAGCAUCUGUGAUCAUGAGAGGCAGCUCUGGGAAGGGUGUAUCCUGCAUCAUCAGAAAUUCCCUCCUUGGCCUGGAAAAGACAGCCAGCAUUUCCAUCACAGACCCCUUCUUCAGGAACGCCCAGCCCUGGAUCACAGCCCUGGCAGGGACCCUGCCUAUCUCACUGCUGCUUCUCGCAGGAGCCAGUUACUUCUUGUGGAGACAACAGAAGGAAAAAAUUGCCUUGUCCAGGGAGACAGAAAGAGAGCGAGAGAUGAAAGAAAUGGAAUAUGCUGCAACAAAGCAGGAAAUAAGCCUAAGAGAGAAGCUCCAGGAGGAACUCAAGUGGAGAAAAAUCCAGUACGUGGCUCGGGGAGAGAAGUCUUUGGCCUAUCAUGAAUGGAAAAUGGCCCUCUUCAAGCCUGCGGAUGUGAUUCUGGAUCCAGACACGGCAAAUGCCAUCCUCCUUGUUUCUGAGGACCAGAGGAGUGUGCAGCGUGCCGAAGAGCCGCGGGAUCUGCCAGACAACCCUGAGAGAUUUGAAUGGCGUUACUGUGUGCUUGGCCGUGAAAACUUCACAUCAGGGAGACAUUUCUGGGAAGUGGAAGUGGGGGACAGAAAAGAAUGGCAUAUUGGGGUGUGUAGUAAAAACGUGGAGAGGAAAAAAGGUUGGGUCAAAAUGACACCAGAGAAUGGAUACUGGACCAUGGGGCUGACUGAUGGGAAUAAGUAUCGGGCUCUCACUGAUCCCAGAACAAACCUGAAACUUCCUGAGCCCCCUAGGAAAGUGGGAAUCUUCCUGGAUUAUGAGACUGGAGAGAUCUCAUUCUACAAUGCCACGGAUGGAUCUCAUAUCUACACCUUUCCGCACACCUCUUUCUCUGAGCCUCUGUAUCCUGUAUUCAGAAUUUUGACCUUGGAGCCCACUGCCCUGACCAUUUGCCCAAUACCAAAACAAGUAGAGAGUUCCCCCAAUCCUGACCUAGUGCCUGAUCAUUCCCUGGAGACACCAGUGGCCCCGGAUUUAGCUAAUGAAAGUGGGGAGCCUCAGGCUGAAGCAACAUCUCUGCUUCUCCCUGCCCACCCUGGAGUUGAUGGCCUCCCCCUCCACAACAACCAAUCAGAACCAUAAAGCUACAGGCACGCACUGAAGCACUUUACUGAUAUUCAUUCAAUUAUUCCAUAUGACAGUUGUUUGAGUUUGGUACCACCUAUUGUUCCUUUAUACAAAUAAGGAAACUGGGGUGCAGAAAGGUGAAUUAACUUUACAAAGCAGACAUGACUAGUGAACAACAGAGCUGGGAUUUAAAUAGCAAUAGCUAAUAUUAACAGAUAAUUUAAACUGUUCUGAGUGCUGUGUUGUACGCUUUGGUGGAUGUCACUCCUUUGAACGUCACAACACCCCAUGGGGUGGUCUCAUUUUGCAAGUAUGAAAGCUGAGGCAGGGCAACGUUAAGUAACUUACAUAACUCCUACGGUAAUUUGUGUAGUUAGGAGAUGUUCAGCCUCAGUCCCUGGCUAAUUGCCCAUUCUUUUCCAGCCCGAUUUUUUUCCCUGGGAAGAGCCCCCAUGUAGCCCUGAGGUUUUCUUCCCAGAACAGCUUCAGGGUAGAGAUAAUUGUAAGUGGUUGUGGAGUUGACACCCCUAUUGACUCCUUCCCAGCUGAUUAUCAGAGCCUUAGACACAACACUCCUUAGAUUAGCUCUGCAGAGUGUCUUGGUUGAGAGAAUAACCUCAUAGUACCCACAUGACAUGUGACUUGGAAAGAGACUAGAGGCCACACUUGAUAAAUCACGUGAAAGAGAUGUGUGCCCACCCAACAAAUGUGAUAAGUGAUCGCGCAGCCAGUGCCAGCCUUCCUACGGUCAAGGUUUCCAGGCAGAACAAAUACCCUAAAGACUCUCUGUGAUAUAGGAAAUUUGGAUGAAGGAAGCUAGAAGAAUUACAGGGAUGGUUUUAAUCCCGCUAUGGACUCAGUCUUCUGGAAAUAGGUCUGUCCACCCCUGAUCAUUGGUGGAUGUUAAACCCAUAUUCCUUUCAACUGAUGCCUGCUAGGGAAAACUGCUCCUCAUUGUCGUCACUAUUAAUGCUCACCACUGUAUCCCCUCUACUUGGCAAGUGGUUGUCAAGUUCUAGCUGUUUAAUAAAGUGUUAAUAAUGCUUA